AGUUACUCCAUUGGACCUUGGGGUGAGAAGCUGAGACCUUAAGAGAACAACUUUCUGAAUCUGCUAAAAGUAAACAAUAGGACGAGACCUUAUCCUGAAAAUGUCUAGCUGCUGUCAAGCAUUUUCUAGUUGAUAAGCAAAAUGGGUGAACAAAAAGAGGUCAAGGACAUGUACGUGUACGACCUUCCGUACGUGGAGAGGAAUGAAUUGUGCAGCAUCCUUGACAUCAACAAUCAGUGGGAGAUAUUAGGUGGAAAAUACAUGAAGUUUGGAAGGAAUGACUUAGAAAAGUUUCGACGUGCUGGGUGGUGUGAAAAGUCUCCAACAGACAGAAUGCUGCAAGAAUGGGGUCAGCAGAACAAAACUAUUUUGGAACUCUUCUACUAUCUGUACGAAAUGGGACAUUAUCAAGCCAUGAGUGCUAUUAAGUCUUGUGUUCCAGUGCAGUAUCAUGACAUUUUCAACCACAGAGAAAGAUUUAAAAGUAAGUUUGAAAGUGAAGGGUUUGUAAAAGGUUUUCCAAAAGCUGAAAGAGUUGCUGUAGGGCGUGUGGACUUUCGGAACGGUGUUGCGACAGCUCCACCAAAAGCUGCAGAAGCGGUCAGCAAAGGAGAUCUGCCUCAACAUCUUCCAGAGGCUGAACUAGGUGCCACAGCACUGCCGUCUCCUGUCCUAGAGUAUGGUUCAGAAAAUUUAGAUAAAAUGACCUCGUCACCAAGAGGGGAACUCGCCUCAAAGAAAGUGCCUGAAGAUUUACUGUGUCCAUCUCCUGUUGCUGCUUUAGAGAGAGUAAAACCAAAAUUAUUACUCCCUCAAUAUGGUAGGCCAAGUAGACCAUUAGGAACAAUUCCUGAGACAAAGAUUUUGAACAAGCCCUCUGGAGGAAUAACUGAAAUGUCUUGUGAAGAUAACAAUCAGCAUGAACUAGAGCCUGAUGGAAGUAAAGCACAAUCAUAUCAUGUGACAGAGGAUUAUAUGCGAAUGGCUGAAGAAAAGAGAGCCAGAAUAGAAAGUGAAGCCGCUGGAAGAGAAAUGUUAAACCAGGAAACACAGCUGGCAGAAGAGGCAAAAAGGAGAUUGAAUGACACAGUUGGACACCCACCUGUAAAUCUCGCUGAUGGCUUUGUGUCACCUCCUAGUGAGUGUAGACGACAACUGUCGAACACUUCAGCUGCAUCAGAUAUAUCAAGACAUAGUGAUUGUGUGUUACCAAUGAUUCCUUACAAGGAACUUGAGGAAGCCACUGCUUGCUGGAGUAAGGACAAUCACCUGGGACGUGGUGGCUUUGGUGUGGUCUUCAAGGGGAAGUGGAAAAACUCAGAAGUUGCCGUAAAGAAAAUUCAUCAACAUGAAAAUGUCAAUGAUUCUGCUCAGCUUCAGAUUACUGAGGCUCUAGGUGAACUGAAAUUGUGUCUGUCCCACCAACAUGAUAACAUUUUGCAGGUGUAUGGAUAUUCAGCAGAUCUUGGUCAUCCUCCAUGUAUAGUGUAUCAGUUCAUGCCAAAUGGAUCUGUUGAAGACAGACUCCUACUGCGUAAACUUGAAGGAGCCUCAUCAUCAAAUAACUGGGUACCACUUACUUGGUCCCAGAGGUUUAUAAUCGCACUUGGAACAGCUAAAGCACUUCAGUUCCUACACACUGUGAAUCAAAGACCCCUUAUCCAUGGAGAUGUGAAAAGUGCCAAUAUCCUCCUUGACAAGCAUUUGGAACCUAAACUGGGAGAUUUUGGAUUAGCAAGAGAAGGAAAAAGUCAAUCAACUAGUCUGAAGGUAACUCGAAUCAACGGCACGAGAGCAUACUUACCGAACGACUUCUUAAGGUCCAAAAAAUUAUCUGUGAAGGUUGACACUUACAGCUAUGGAAUUGUUUUAUUUGAAUUAUGCACAGGGUUAAGAGCUCUUGAUGAAAAGAGGAAAGGGGAUACAAAAUACCUGAAAAACCUUGUAGAGGAAACCCCUGUUGCAGAGGAAGAAAAGCUACGAGACCAAACAUUGGAAAGGAAGGAUUUUAGUGGGAUUUUUCCUACUCUCCUCGGUAUUGCCAAAACUUGUGUACGAUCAUUGUCUAAUAGGCGACCAGAUAUGACAGAAGUCUUCAGCGACUUAGAGAAGUACCAAUUGUACAUUCAUUCAAACAUGAGGUGUGGAGUUCCUAGCUCCCCAUACCACCUUCAGUUCCAGCAUGACAUGGCAAGAAGGUCUGGACAGACACCAUCAUCAAAGUCCUUAACAUUCAUGCAGCCUCCAUCCAUUCCCCCUCUUGUUCCUAAGUUGACCAACCCACCUCUCUAUCCCAUACCUCCACAAGAUGGUUACGGUUACCAGCAUCAAUCUCCCCAUCUCAUCUUCUUUAACCCAGAAAAUAGAGGUGCUUAUCCGGCGCUGGAGGGCAGGCCAAUUCUUAAUCCAUCGAUACCCGGUGUGGCUGUCAUUGCUGAACCACCACCUACAUACAAUGAAGUAGUGUCUCCCUCUCCCAAUGGUUAUCCUCCAUUAGUUAAUAACAAUGGUCCUGUCAAUGCUUUAUUACCAAAAAUCUCAGAUCUCAACAUUGGCCUAACUUCUCAGAAUUUGACAAAUGCUGCAAGUAAUGGGUAUGCACCAAUUAUUGGUAAUCCAGCUAAGGAUGGUGGUUCCUUCCUUCCACUCCUAACAGAACUGGGUCAGCCAACACCUCAAAAUAACCAGUCUGAACAAAGUCGGCCAUCAGCUGCAAACAAGAAAUCUUUUUUUGAUGAUGAUGAUGAUGAUGAUGAUGAUGACGAUGAAGACGAUGAUGAUUAAAAUAAAAAAACUGCCAAUGAAGUAUCUGCUUUGCUAUUGGUUUUAAGAAUUUCUUAUUGUUCUUAGUUAAGAAUUUCUUAUUGUUCUUAGAAACUGUUUUUGACAAUUUUGUCAUUGAAGUAUAGUUGAUCAUCUUACAACUGAAACGUUUUCAGUCAGCACAGAGUAUAUUACACAUUACUCUGUAGCUCAAUAUAGCUAUAUAAAAUACAUAAAUAGAAUUAUGGGCUGGUUUAGUGCAGAAUUAUCUAUUUUUGUUAACAGAUUUUCAGUAAUUAUCAUAGAUGAAAAAUAUCAAAUAGACUGAAUUUAUCUUAACCUGAAAUUCAGCUAAAUUAAUUUUAAUUUCUUGAGCAGUACAUCUCGCAAGCAUCUGUCCAUUUAAGUAUGUUGGACACUAAUCUGUAAAGGAAAACAUUUUCUAUCUGUGCCAAAUAAAUAUCCACAUGAAAAUACUCCUCUGAUCCAAACUAAUAGUUACUUAAUAGAUAAAUUGUGUAAGGUCUCAUGGCAUAAUAGUAUUGUUCUUCACUUCUAAGCUGAUUAAGACACUGUCUUAAUAUUGUAUUUUAUUUACCCAUAGUUUAAUUAUAUUUCUAAAGAAUAUAUUAACUGGAAAAAUAGAAAUGCUGUAGUUUCAUCUUAAAUGGGAGAGGGUAGUUGCUUCACCUCACAAAAAAAAAUAUACUUGGUUUUCCUGUAUAAUGGGAAGCAGGAAUGAUUUCCUUUAUGCCUUGUUAUCAGAUUGAUUCUCUCACCUCAAGCAGAGGUUAAGAAUAUUGUAUAGCACAAUUUAUGGUCAGUUUUAGGUGUACAGAAGAGGGAGUUUUCUCCCAUCACAAGUAGAAACUGUGGCUUAUUUUAUGUAGGGUGGAAACACUUGAGAUUUCCUCAACAGCAAUGAAAAAUGUGGGUGAUUAUGUUAUACUGGCCUCACCCAAAAUUUAAACAGAAGGGCAAAAAUAUUCUUGAACUCCCUUUCCCUUUAGUAAAAAGAAUCCAUUGCUUUGCAAGCAAGGUGUACCAUAUUGUAAUUUUGAAUUCAUUUUCAUGAUUAGGAGCCCAAAACAAUGCAUUAUACCCACUUUGAUCCUGAAAAUUCACUAAGGCUAGAUGGGAUGAAUUCCUUGACAUAGGAAGUAGGGUGAUGUAAAAGUGUAAAUUUGGAGGAUAUUUCUCAUUAGAUAUAGACUUGAUCUUACACCUAAUCUGUUGUUAGUUUUUGUAGGUCUAAAUAGCAUUUAGAUUUGUAAAAUUGCUUGGCCUUUUGGGAGAAACACCAUCUUUGGCAUACCUUUUGUGAACUGUUUACAUGUUAUGGGUUAUGUUUUAGAUACAUACAAAAAAAAAUUUAAAACCUAAGUAGCUUUUUUAGCAUAAGUAAGUAAUAGUCAAAUUUAAUAAUUGUUCCUGUACCAUAUAGUUUUGGCUAAGGCAUAUUAUUUGUGAUAUAUUUUUAUAUUAUAUGCAAAUGUAUGGACAAUGUAUAGUAUAGUUUUUGUGUAAAAAAUAUUGGAUCCUUCAAGAGAUUAUAUUAUUGAUAAAAUUA
Macrobrachium nipponense is the source of this 4333-nucleotide messenger RNA. RefSeq lists its product as uncharacterized. The record is from RefSeq and is a predicted model, not a curated record. Lineage: Eukaryota; Metazoa; Arthropoda; Malacostraca; Decapoda; Palaemonidae. Gene Ontology annotation, biological process: protein phosphorylation; signal transduction. Gene Ontology annotation, molecular function: ATP binding; protein kinase activity; protein binding.